Amphimedon queenslandica is the source of this 2265-nucleotide messenger RNA. Its product is annotated as GMP synthase [glutamine-hydrolyzing]-like. Gene Ontology annotation, cellular component: cytosol. The record is from RefSeq and is a predicted model, not a curated record. Gene Ontology annotation, molecular function: GMP synthase activity; ATP binding; GMP synthase (glutamine-hydrolyzing) activity. Lineage: Eukaryota; Metazoa; Porifera; Demospongiae; Haplosclerida; Niphatidae. Gene Ontology annotation, biological process: GMP biosynthetic process. Bases 39 to 2150 code for a protein of 703 amino acids. The transcript is spliced from 14 exons.
AGUUUCCCACGUGACAACACGUGGGUAGAGUUUCUUACAUGUGGGCGUUCCUAGCCACACCCACAUUACACAUGGCUGCAACUAGUGAGUCUGCUAAGCCUGACGAGGAGGUCCAGGAGCUUGUGGCUAUACUGGACGCUGGAGCUCAAUAUGGAAAGGUGAUCGAUAGAAGAGUCAGAGAAUUGAAUGUGAACACCAUAAUCUUCCCACUAGAGACAUCAGCUGAAGAACUGUACCACAACAACCUCAAGGCACUAAUCAUUAGUGGGAGCGGUAACAGUGUAAAUGACUCCUCCCCUAUCCAUUAUGAUCCAAACAUAUUCUCACUGGGCGUUCCCAUCCUUGGGAUUUGCUACGGUUUCCACACGAUCAUCAAGCAUUAUGGUGGGGAGGUCUCGAAGGGGAUGAUGAGAGAGGACGGUCAGUUUGAAGUGAUCCUUGAGACUGAUAAUAAUUCGUUAUUCGAAUCAAUGGAGAGGAAUCAACAGGUCCUAUUAACACAUGGAGACUCUGUGAAAACGGUUCCGGAUUGUUUAAAGGCAAUAGGUUGGUCUGGUGAGCUCAUAACAGCUGUACAUCACAUAACUGACCCUGUGUAUGGCGUCCAGUUUCAUCCUGAGGUCGAUCUCACGAUAAAUGGCAGACAAAUUCUUAAAAACUUUCUUUAUCAGAUCAGUGGCUGUCAUGGUUCUUAUCAUCUCUCAAGUCGUGAGGCGUCUUGUCUCGAAUACAUUCGAGACAAAGUCGGGGAGGGGCAUGUCUUGUCACUCGUCAGCGGUGGUGUGGACAGUACUGUUAGUACAGCACUUAUAUCAAAAGCGUUGGGCCCAAAUAAAGUGACUGCCGUACAUAUUGAUAAUGGAUUCUUAAGGAAGAACGAGAUUGAGCAAGUUGUAGCAUCACUGGCACGACUAGGCAUUUCAGCCCAAGUAAUAAGAGCUUCUCUUAGAUUCAGUUCUGCCUCCACCAUAAUGAACUACAGGGACAAAGACGGGAGCAUUUUCAGACAGGCCACGCCUCUCCUUAACACUGUCAUAAACCCGGAGGAAAAGCGUCACAUUAUCGGAGACGCUUUUGUCACCCUUGCCUCUUCAAUGCUUAAAGAGCUGGACUCAAAAGGAAAGAGACCUAUAUUCCUUGCUCAAGGUACUCUACGGCCUGAUCUUAUAGAAUCGGCUUCUUCCCUAGUGAGCGCUAAUGCUCACGUCAUCAAGACUCAUCAUAAUGACUCGCCUCUUGUCCGAGAGCUAAGGAAACAAGGACUCGUGCUAGAGCCACUCAGCGACUUUCAUAAAGAUGAAGUACGACAGCUCGGACUCUCACUAGAUAUUCCAGAGAGUAUAGUAAACAGGCAUCCUUUUCCAGGCCCUGGGUUAGCCAUUAGAAUCAUAUGUCAGGAAGAGGCUAUUAUUAGAGAAGAUUUCUCAACCAUCAACUCCAUUUUGAAUACAAUAGCCACUUAUGCACAGUGCCUAGAAAAGCCUAGUUCUGUGUUGCAGUUCCUGUCAAUGAUACAAGACUGCACUAGCUCGAAUGAUCAGGCUUUCCUCUCAGAGCUCUCAGCUUCACUGACUUACUUCAUCACUUUAUUACCAAUAUACACUGUUGGAGUACAGGGUGACUCCAGAUCAUAUAGUUAUGCUGCUGUCAUUUCAUCUGAUGACGAAAGCAAAUUCAGUUGGAAGGACAGAAUGAAACUAGCCAAACUAUUACCUAAAAUACUCCACACUAUUAACAGAGUUGUAUGGGGUUUUGGAAAGGCCAUAUACGGGCCGGUCUGUGACGUCACUCCCACUCAUUUGACAACUGGGAUUAUAGCAACACUAAGAGAGGCUGAUCACCAAGCCCAUAGCGUCCUUGCAUCACAUGGUUUAAUGGGGUCUAUCAGUCAGAUGCCUGUAGUACUAAUCCCGAUUCAUUUUGAUCGUAACUAUCAAGAGAUUGCUGCCUUCCCCUCGUGUCAGCGCUCAGUUGUAUUGAGACCUUUCGUCACUUGCGACUUCAUGACUGGAGUACCAGCCAUGCCUGGGGAACACAUACCACUACAGGUGUUAGAUGAAAUGGUGGCUGCCAUAAAGCAGGUCCCAGGCUUAUCUCGUGUUCUGUAUAAUCUCACUCCCAAACCGCCUGGAACCACAGAAUGGGAAUGAGUCCCAUACCAAUACCCUCGCUAGUGUAUUAUAAUUGACAAUUAUAUAGAAUUAAAUUAUUAGAGUUUAAAUUAUAAAUUAUACGCCCUCAUUUCUCUUUGAGAUAGUAACUCCA